GUAAACGCGGAGUCUAGCUGUUAGUCGGCGUGUUUUUUCUCACCGUACUCUUUUUUACAUCAUUUAUAUUAUAUUUAUUUUAGUUUUUGAUGUCUAUAGAGGAGGACGCAGAGACGAUGGAGGAGCCUCAGACGAAGCGGUUUAAAGGUCCGGUGUGCGAUGUCGACUCCUGGGUUGCCUAUCCCGUACUAUCAGAUGAGCAGUCGCAAGAUGUGGAGCUGAUCGAGGCCUUCGCCGCACCUAUCGUCAACAAGAAAGAGACUUCUCGGCUGGUCCGGGAGCUGAACAGCCGUUACCCCUUAAAUGGCCUCCAGCACAUCAAGAGGGUCCGAGCCUGCAAGGGGAAGAGCAGCUCUCACCCUCUGGAGCUCCUGCUGUGCCUCGUCAGUGAAGCUCCACACAUGAAGGAGGUCAGCAUGGAGUCUCUGCUGCCUUCAAAUGAAGUUAAACACGACGGAUUAGGUGAGCCUUUUCUGGUAAAGGUCCCUGCUCGCCCACCUUUGACCCGACCCCAGUUUGAGCUGGCGAGCAAACACUGGCCCACGUCCUUUCACGAGGACAAACAGGUGACCGUGGCCCUCAGAGGAGACCUGUUCAGCUCCCCUCAGAAAGAAAGGAUGCAGGUGUACAUGAUGUCUGCUUUGACUGCCGCCAAACAGGGUAAGGGGUUAGGGAUGGAGGCGGUGGGUGCAGUGGUGGUCGACCCGGUGAUGGAGAGGAUCAUCGCGGUGGGCCAUGACUGCCGAGGCGAUCACCCGCUUCAUCACGCUGUCAUGGUCUGCAUCGACCUGGUGGCUCGGAGUCAGGGUGGUGGGUCUUAUAGCUUUGAUAAAUACCCUGCUUGUCAAUACACACCCCCCACCUCAAUCUCUACACCAGCCUCAGAUACCUCCCAAAACACGCCUAAUGUAGAAACAGGCACUCAGCCGUACAUAUGCACAGGAUACGACCUUUAUGUGACCCGGGAACCUUGUGUCAUGUGCGCCAUGGCGUUGGUCCACUCCCGGAUCGGUCGCGUCUUCUACGGGAGCGCCUUUACUGACGGGGCGUUAGGGACCAAAUAUAAAAUCCACUCACAGAAAGACUUGAACCAUCGCUUUGAGGUUUAUAAAGGAGUGUUGGGGAAACAGUGUGAGGACCUCAACGGGCUGGAUAAAAGUUUAGAGGGGAAGUAG
Molecule: messenger RNA, 1175 nt
Organism: Scomber scombrus (Atlantic mackerel)
Lineage: Eukaryota; Metazoa; Chordata; Actinopteri; Scombriformes; Scombridae
Gene: adat3
Product: adenosine deaminase tRNA specific 3
Exons: 2
Coding region: 90-1175 (361 amino acids)
Cellular component (GO): nucleus; cytoplasm
Molecular function (GO): tRNA-specific adenosine-34 deaminase activity
Source: RefSeq, a predicted model, not a curated record